Molecule: messenger RNA, 468 nt
Organism: Trichosporon asahii var. asahii CBS 2479
Lineage: Eukaryota; Fungi; Basidiomycota; Tremellomycetes; Trichosporonales; Trichosporonaceae
Exons: 2
Coding region: 1-468 (155 amino acids)
Source: RefSeq, a predicted model, not a curated record
AUGGCCAGCUCCUCCUCCACUCAGCCUCCCCUCGCCUACCCCUACUUGUCGCCCGAACUGAACGCCGCGGCAUCGUUGCACGCCGACUACUCAGCCAAGCUCAGCAAACACCUUACAAGGCAGCUCGACGACCUGAUGCAGGAAGUGCCCGACAUCCAGCCACCGGCGGGCAUGGGUUCCUUCACCGGAGGCGACUACGUCAUUUCCGCAGCGUACGAACUGGCGAACGAGACGAGUGGCCACAUCCCGACAGCGACUCGGGAGCUCCGCGCCUUCUUCCAGGAGUUCCGGGAGCAGCUGGACGCGUUUGACCGCACUCCGCCGCCAGCCGGUGCGGGCAAGUUGUCCGAGAAGGAGGCUGCGCUGGCCAUCCUCACCAAUGUCGAGAACGGACUGGCGUUCAUGGAGGCGCAGGCGGAACAGUUGGAGACGCUCAAGGGCUUCUUCAAGGACAUCAUUUAUUGUUGA